UAAUGUAACUAAGCCCCUGUUUAGUAGGCUAACAGGACACAGGGAAGGGCUGUGGCUCAGUGAUAGAGUCUGCUCGGCGUGCAGAAGGUCCCAGGUUCAGUUCCUAGCAUCUCCAGUUAAAAGGAAUCAGGCACUGGGUGAUGUGCAAGACCUGAAACCCCAGAGAGCUGCUGGCCAGUCUUUGUAGACAAUACUGACUCUGAUGGGCCAAGGGUAUACUCAGUAUAAGGCAGCUUCAUGCAUUGUGUCAUUUUCUUCUCAGCGCUGAUUCCUAGUCCUUUGGGGGUUCUGCCUGAUGAGAGGAUCCGAGGUGGAGCUGGCCAAGCUUUCCCAGAACAACAGGGGGGCUGGGCUGGUGUUUGGACCUCCCAGGAAAACUGUGCACUGCAUGGGGGGUUGGGAGGCAAGGCAGGCUCCCAGGGAAUCCACCAGGAGUCAGCAUCUCUCUCUGCAACAGCACAGUGGUAACUACAACUUCUGCCCUUCCUGGAAACCGCCAGCUGAUGAGGUACACUGGGUGCCUUUUGGCCUCUGUACCAGUAGCAAGAGGGAUGUUUGAGUUCAAGGAGGUGGGCGCUGCUCAACAACUACUCACGCUGGACACCGGGACCCUUAAACCAACUAAUCUCCCACAUUGUGGGAGUUGCAAAGACAUCCAAAGGAAGACGUGGUCUUCCUUUGGCACUAGGAGGAUGGGACGAGCGGAACGGAGCAGGGGCCAGAGGAAAACCGGCAGAAGAGAGACCCUGCUGCCCAGCGAUGGACCACAGAUCUCAGCCACAAAAGGGGGCCGGAGGCGUGCUGCUCUUGCCCUCGGAGCUGCCGAGAAGGUGCAGUGCCCGGUGAAUGCUGCUCGGGAGCGAAGCCGUGUGCGGACUCUCCAUCAGGCAUUCUUGGCGCUGCAAGCGGCACUGCCCACGGUCCCACCUGACACCAAGCUCUCCAAGUUAGACGUGCUUCUCCUGGCAACCAGCUACAUUGCCCACCUGAGCCGGACCCUUGAGCAAGGCCUCCCCGGACCCAGGAUAGCGCCAACAGUCUUCUUGCACCCUCUAAAGAAAUGGCCCAUGAGGUCCUGCCUCUAUGCCAGUUCCUGGACCGGAGGCAUCCCCACACCCACUCCCUUUGCUGUCUUUAGUGGGUGGCCCCAGCCAAGACUUGAGGCAAGAGGAGCAACUCUGUGACCCCAACAGUACCUCCCUCUGUAAACUGCACCAUUGGGGCUUUUGAUGGUGAUUGUUGUUUCUCUUCACCCUGUGGCAGGACUCUCGCUACACAAGGAAAUCUACAGGCCUUUCCUUGCCCUCUUCUUCCCCUCACCUGCUUGCCAGCUUCAGAGAGAGAGACCUCGCCUGCUUGCUUUGUGCCAGGUUUCCACCCCUAAGUUCUAGCUGCCCACCACUUUAAUGGGGAAGAGGGGUUGAACAGCCCUUCAGGGUUUACUGUCUCCAUAGCUUAGUCACAAGACCUAGUUUUGUUUUCCCAAUUAAAUGGGGAGUAGUUAGAUCACUGAUGCUUCCGUGGCUACUAAUCACACUGGCUUCUAACCAUGAUAGAUACCUCCUGCAUCUAGUAUGCCUGUAUAAAUCAGUUGUUGGGGAGCACGGGAAGAAGGCUCUGUGGCGUGGUGUAGUGGUUAAGAGCAGGUGCACUCCAAGCUGGACAACCAGGUU
Sphaerodactylus townsendi is the source of this 1673-nucleotide messenger RNA. It is a transcript of the gene TCF23, whose product is annotated as transcription factor 23. Gene Ontology annotation, molecular function: protein dimerization activity; RNA polymerase II transcription regulatory region sequence-specific DNA binding; DNA-binding transcription factor activity, RNA polymerase II-specific. The record is from RefSeq and is a predicted model, not a curated record. The coding region runs from base 504 to 1184 and encodes 226 amino acids. The transcript has 3 exons. Gene Ontology annotation, biological process: developmental process; regulation of transcription by RNA polymerase II. NCBI's taxonomy places the organism in Eukaryota, Metazoa, Chordata, Lepidosauria, Squamata, Sphaerodactylidae.